AUGGCGUUUACGUAGAAUAGACAGAUGUGUUCACGGCCACGAUGGGCGAUGAUUCUUUGAUAUUACGGGAAGAUGGGUACAUUCGUAUGAACUUUCCUGUUUCUUCUUUAACGUACCAUAGUAACUUAAAUAUAAUUUUGGUGAAGACUGAUGUGGGCGGUGUACACGUUUUGGAUGUGAACUCUGGUGUGAUUCUUCAGUCAUCUUUUCUAUCAGCGGAUGAAGGUGGUACCGUGGGCGUGGAAUAUGCAUCGGGAGCGGACCGUGUGUUGUUAUGGGACAGGAGUGGUGUCGGCGCCCGCACGGACUACAACGGGGUGUUAUUGCUGCACACGGCGUUGCAGCGCCGAUUGCCCUCGCCGCAGCCGGAGACCGUCAUAAAGAUCGAACUCGUCCUCUCAGAGGCGGUCAUCUUGUACCAGUGCCUGCAGAACUUGGAUGUACACGCGAUCGAGGGCUUGCAGGACUUUGUCAACGCACUAAAGACCGCAAUCGAUGCCGAACCAGCUAGGAAAGGCGUUAAAGCUCAAAAGUGGAGCACAGUGACAAUCUCCCUGCCGCAAGUGACGUUCCGCCUGGUGACGGCGGCGGUGGUUCACGAGCUAAAGGGUCAGAACCGGCGCGUGCCCGCGCUCGCUAUCGCCUCCGCGGUGCGCCAGCGCGCCAACGAGCUGAUGCCGAGCGCGCGCGAGGGGGAGACACGCGCACUCAUGUACUCAGAGGCUGAGCGGAAGGAGACCUUCAAACGGUGGCCGCAUAUGGACUACAAAUGGGCACUGCCGGCGCGCAUGGCACAGGCGGGGUUCUACCACCAGCCGUCUCCGAGCGGCGACGACCGCGCGAUGUGCUUCACGUGCAUGGUGUGCCUCGUCUGCUGGGAGAAGUCGGACGAGCCCUGGGUGGAGCACGAGCGCCACUCGCCCAACUGCCCCUUCGUGCGCGGAGAGUACACGCACAACGUGCCCAUCUCGGUUUCAAAUGCGACUGCGAGCGCACAUCCUUGCCCCGACAUCUCGGUGGUGUCGAAGGGCAACACGGGCGAGCUGGUGGCGACCGGCACCGCCGAGGGGAAGGUCUCGCUGUGGCGCUUCGACAGCGGCCUCAAGUUCGUCAAUGUCAUCAACCUCUCCCCGUACGACUCCAUCUUCAGCGGCAUACUGGCCACAGAAAGUAACAAAGUUUGGUCCACUAGCCUGGAAAAGGAUACAUCCACAUACGACCUGGAGCUCACGGCGCUGGCGUUCAUUGGCAUGACGUCGAAACAGGACAACUACCAGCAAAAUCAAAACACGGAAGCUAACGAGAAGGAAUCGAGCGGCGUCAAGUCGAAACCCUCCCUUAUAUGUGGAGUUAUUGUGACGAGAACCAACUGUGCGCAAGCUGACAUGCCGCCCGGCGACCACGCCAGCAAGGCACUGUUCGACUCCGGCGCUGUCGGACACUCCGACGACGGUAUUAAGGAGAUGAAUGACCAGAACGAGGCUAAAAACAACCAGACCUCGGAGAAAAUGCUCUUCCUUCUGACUUACGACAUAUACUGCUCGCUGGGCGGCUCCGUCGCCACGGUAGUCCACACCUCCAACAGCAGCGCCAACUCCAAGCCCGGCGGCAGCAAGAAGAUCCCGCUGCUGCCCGUGCCCAGGGCCGAUGACGGCAACAUCUACGACGAGAUAUACUUCCAGUACUCCGAUGAGGAGACCGAGCUUCCACAGAGCACGAACUUGUUAGAUGAACACAUUAGUAACGUUAUUAAUUUAAAUGCGUCGUCCAGCAAAGAGGUCUGCAAAUUUUGGGACACGAAGAAGAUUAUGUUUGCGAAACAUUACAAAGUGCUAGCGCCUUCCCCCCCAAAUGCCCUGCUGCCCGAGCUGCCGGAGCCCGGACAGACAACCAUCAUCGACUUCGUCGGCAAUCUGUCGCAACUGAAAAGCUGGAAGAGCGGCAACCUGGACUCUGUCGGCACCAAAAUAGUCGAUCAGCCGGAUGCGGUUCAAAUCGGUUCGGCUAUUGCACCGACAAUCACACACUACUUCAACAUGAAUGGACCUUUGGAAAUAUCAGAUUUAAAGUGGUACGAGGACAGCGAUGGUAUGGAUAAAAUCAAGAUCCCCCCAUUCAUGGUAUGCAAACCCGGCACAGAGACAGCCGUCAGCAACAGCAACAACGACGGCUUCGACAGCGACGCUAACCAGGAGGAGGCGUUGUACCCCAUCGUCGCAGUGCAGUGCCUCCGUCUGCCGCACGACAUGGACAUCAGUGAUGCUUCCAAAAUAACGCACAUGUUGCCCACAGAGGACAAGGAACAUUUAUUGGUAGUCGUUUCCGCCAUUGAAUCUGACAAAUCCAAACCGGAACCCGAGGCGGACGGCAAUAGCGACAUGAACAUGGACGUGGACGAGAGCGAAGUCGACAGCGCAGUAAAAGACUCGAAGGCUCAUUUCUUACUGUACAAAAUUAACAAGAAAACCUCUGUGUACACUCUGGACGAUCAGCCCGUUUUAGUUAAAGAAUUGCCAUACAAUGAGAGUCCCGUGGACUUAUGUCUCAUGCCUGCUGACAAACACGACCAGUGUUCUCUCGCAGCGGUCGGAGUGGACGGUACUUUAAGAAUGUAUGCUAUGUCCGAUUUUAACACCUUGUCUGAAAAAUGUAUACCUAACGGUGAGUUCACGUCGGUCGUGUACUGCGCUUCCGUGGAGCGGCUCAGCGUCGCCACCAAACAAGGCAUGAUCUACUUCUAUGCGUUGAACGAUGGCGACAAAGAUUCAGCGGGAGCUGUAGCCGAAGACCAUUUCUCCAAUGUAGAUCUAGACAUGCUGUGGUAUGAGUCGUUGACCGGCCCGACCAGCCCCCCCGCUAUCAUAGCUAACAAGCCCGAAUUGAACAUUACGGACUUGGAAACUCUAAUAACUCUCAGUGGCAUGUAUGGCACCAAUGACACCGUGCCCUACAGCACUGUGGUGCCGGGCUUCUGGUGCGAGUUGUCCCCCGCGCAAAGAUCGAGAUCAGAUCACCAGAAUAACAGAUGCUGGAGACUACAAAAUACGUCUUCCACUUGGGACGAACACGUGCUCGAGUUGACUAUGCCGUACAGCGUCUCACUUGCACAUAUAGAAUUUAGUUUCACUUUGCACAAUGCCAGCACAGGGAAUUUACCCGUGAUUCAGGUCACCCUAUUGAAGCAGAAUUUACACGGGGUGGGAUACAAAAAGGACGCAUCGUUCUGCCAGCGAUCCGAAUCGCCCGUCCAUUUCCCUGUCAUCGAUUCCGACGGACCCAAUAUAGAGAACCCCGUCAACAGCGAGGAGUACCUCCAGGCGCACAACGCGGAGAUCCUCGCCGGGCCGCUGCUGCUCUCUUCCGGGCUGGAUCUGACGCAGCAGUCGGGCACAUUGAUACUGACGAGCCCUCGCUUGUUUAGAGCGAGAGGUAGAACUUUCCUGAUUCAUAUUAAGACACUAUUUGAUCCCGCCAAGGACAUGACGAAAGUCCCGACCAAGUCCAACGAGAGCUCCAAAAAGACGGGCUUCAUCGGCUGCGACUGGCUGCAUCAGAUAUCGAUAACCGUGAGGUCGAGUCCCCACACCGAGCUGCCGAUGGAGAAGCAGCAACGGAUCGCUAUGCUCGAAUCCAACACUUUCUUGGACACGCUUUGCGAAAUAGCUACAAAAAAGGGAGGCAACGAGGAACGUAGGCUCGCUUUGGAUCUCCUUAACUGGGUGCUGUCUAUACGGCUGCAGCGUAUGCGGCUUGUGGAGAAGGGCCAGGACAAGGAGGCGGAGAGCCCCGUGGAGACGCAACAGUUGGAGUGCAUCGCCGUCAUAGAGAGGCACAUCGAGGCCCUCGUUAAGAACUGCAUCCUGUGCGCCAACAGAAGCAUCGCCAAGAAGUGCAUCAAAAUUAUACUUAUCACCAGCGAGGGAGUGAAGCAGCUUCCGAAGCCGUGGAAGUGCACGUUCGAGUCGCGUCUGUCGCAGUGCGUGGUGUCGUGCGUGCCGUACGUGGGCGCGUGCAGCUCGCCCGGCGCGCUCAAGUGGCUGGGGCCCGCCGUCGUCAGCGCGCUGCCCACUGACUCACACCAGCUAUGGACAGUAGUGAAGGAGGGCCAAAGCAAGCAGCAGUCGCAGGACCCGGACUCCCUGGAGGACGUGGAGAACACCAUGAUGGAUUGCGACCCGCAGGAAAAGCCCGACGCACCGGGGGACAACUUCUUUACGGAGGAGGAGCAGUGCGGCAUCCCGUGGGCGACGCUGGUGAGCAAGCCGCCGCAGCACACGCUGGUGGUGGAGCGCAUGCACUCGGGCGCGCGCCGCUACAUCGUGCUGGACUUUGGACACACUGUCAGACUAACGGACGUUAUAAUCCCGUCGUGCUCUGACCUGGUGACGCUGUGCAUCGACAUCUGGGUGAGCGGCGAGGAGACUGACUCCGUGAAGCUCGCCUUCGCCUCCGACAUCGCCACCAAACACCUGGUGCUCACUGACAUACAGCCGCCGCCGCUCUGCAGAUACAUGAAGAUAACGACAAUCGGGCGCUACGGCAUGUCGGCAAUGAAAUGCAAGAUCCCGCUGGGCUGGUUCUACGGAGAGAUCGCAGAGGUGCCCAAUGUGCAGGCCUCCAUCAACGCCCUCAACGCCCUGCACCAGGACCUCAGCUGCAGGUUUAGGUUGGCAACGGGAAAGCUGAUCGAUCUCUUGAACCCGUACCUGGAAAUGUACAACGGCAACGCUUCCCACAUGAUGGCGUACUUCAAUAUAGGCACCGAUGUAGACCCGAAGGUGGUGAUCGCUUACCAGGAGUGCAUGGAGCUGCAGCAGCAGGUGCACAACUGCAACAACAUGCUGCGGAAGCUCGCCAACCGCGGCGACUGCAACGAGCGCGCACUCGACCUGAUCACCCGCGGCACCGUCACCGCGGAGGGCCUGCUGCUGCGCGCCUCCACCGACAAGCUGCGCGUCAUCGCGGAGAACGUCGUCGAUAUGCUGCUCUACUUCUUAUUCCAAAUGGAUGAGGUGCAAUACCCGGAGGUGUCGAGCGAGUGGUUCUCGCGCGUGUCGUCGCUGGUGUGGUCGUGCGGCGCGCGCGGCGCGGCCUCGCUGGGCACGCUGCUGGCGCGGCUGUGCGGCGGCGCGCACUGGUGGGGCGAGCGCCUCGCGGACCUGCUCUGCGAUACAUUCUCGCCGCACGACGCACCGCCAAGACCACUCGACAGGUGUCUAGUGGUGGUGAUGUUCAUGUGCCGCAAGAGUAUGUACGCGCACCUGGAGUAUGGAGGCACGGGCGUGGCGGCGGCGCUGGCGCGGCGCGCGCUGGCGCUGCUGAAUGCGGCCGAGCCGCGCCCCGCGCCGCUCGUCGCGCUGCUCACCGCGCUCGCCUCCGUCAUGGACGCCGUGCUGCCGCCGCCCGCCGCCGUGCACGUGCCAACAGUCAACACCACGCCCGCUGUGCAGAGACUUAAGAGAUGGGAGUGGGUGACGGGCGGGCUGGCGGGCGCGUGGGGCGCGGGCGGCGCGGAGGCGGCGGGCGAGCGCGGCGACUGCAAGCUGCCGCGCCGCAAGCUGCACAAGAAGCUGCUCAACCACAUGCACGAUAUUGAGUCGGUGCGACGCGCUCGCAAUCGCAUCAAGGCUCGUCUGAUUUCGUGUGGCAAGAUGGGCGUGGUGAGCACGAAGGCGGAGGAGAUGGAGCGUGCGGCGCGCCUCGUGCCCCCCGCCCUCGCCGUGCAGCUGGCGCAGGCGCUCGUGGCGCACCUGCUGGCCGCGGACAGCGCCGUCGCCGGCGAGACGCUGCUGCUCUCCUCCAAGGUGGUGGGGCGGCUUUGCGCUGCGAGCGGCGGUGCGUCCCUGCUGGAGCCGGCGAGCGUGCUGGGCCUGGCGCGGCUGGCGGUCACCCUGCCGCCGUGGCCAAGGCACGCGCUCACCAUGCUGUUGCAGGAUUUGGUGGAAUACGAAAAUAUAGACGGUACCCCGAGCCCCACCGGCGAAGAGCAGUCGUGGAGCGAUGCAAGCGCAACUCGUCCUACUGUCACCCAGGAUGACAUCGGCACCAGGACACCGCCGCGCAAGAACAAGACCGGCAGUGUUGCAGAUUCGUUAGCGGCUAGCUUUGGCCUGUCGAAGAGCGGCAAGCCGAAGUCCAAGCCCAAAGUAGCCGCAACCGCGCUAGCGGCCGCAAAUGCAGUGAAAACCAUCGAAUAUCGUCUUAGCCAAGUGGCGGAGCUGGAAGUGUUGCUCGACUCGGAGACUGAGGAUAAACAGGACUCUGACUUCGUGGACGCAACAAAGAAAAUCAAGUUAAAACCCAUUGCAGACAACUUCAACACAAGCAUAUCGACAUGCGUGGACGCGCGCCUAGAGAGUGGUGUGGCGGCGGCGGGCGAGGCGUUGGCGCGGCGGCUGCUGGCGGCGACGUCCGGCGUGCUGGCGGCCGCGCUGCGCCCCGCACCCACCCCGCCCGUCUCCCCGCCCCUCUCGCCGGGUGUGAGCCCCGCGCCCUCCCCCGCGGGGCCCGCCUCGCCGCCCGCGCCCGGCCCCAGCCACCUCGCCGCUCCGGGCACUUCCGCCGCCUCCGUCCCCGCACAGCGCGCUCACCCCCCGCUCAUGCAUACGCUCUACGACGUGUUCAGACAUUUGGCUCUAGAGUUCCCACAGCAGCGCGAUUGCAGCCUGAUGGAGAACGUGCUGUCGCUGUGGAUGACGCUGAACGGGUGCGCGUGGGGCGCGGGCGGCCCCUCCAGCUCGGCCGUGUGGUCGGCCGUGCCCUCGGACAUGCCGCGCGUGCGCCUCGCCCCGGACACCGUCACCGCCAUACUGCACCAGCUCUGCACAGUGGAGAAUAUAUCCCUGAGAUGCUGGAUAUUAUCAAUGCAGUCUUUGGCGUGGAUAGCAGGACUACCUUUACAAACGGACGGCGGGGCGCAGACGCUGGGCCGCUUCGUCCUGGAGAGCGAGUACUUCGUUCCCGCGCUCGUCAAGUUCAUCUCGAUGGACGUGAGUGCUGACUGCGCCGUCACCUGCUCGGAGAUGUACCUUUCGGGGUCUAGUGUGGGCGCGGGUACGGGCGCGGCGGGCGCGCUGCAGGCGUUAUACUACGCGCGCCGCCUGCUCGCGCUGCCGCUGCCAGUCGCAACGCAAGGACAAGCGGAGAGCGGCGAGCAGUCUCAGACGGACGAGAGCAAGGCGCUGGGCGCAGCUGACGGCACCAACCUGGAGGACGAGCGCAAGCACGUGCCGCGCGCGCCUUGCCUCGCGGAUGCAGUAUUACAAGAAGCAGACAUCAUGCAAGAUUUCUACGCGACAUUAUCUGUGUGCGACGGAUUGAACAAUUUAGUAAUCAGUUCAAGCACAAAUACGGAAUCAUCGACAGAAUACUCCUCGCUGAAGGAGGAAAUAUUUUGGUUGGUAUCUCAGUUGCCGACCGUUGCUUCUAACGCGGCACUAAUGGUGCCCAGUCUUAUGGACUUUCUCAGGAAAAAAGAGGUGAUAAAUCUUUCUCAAGCGAUGCAGCAACUGAUUGUGAAGUUACUGGAUAAGUCCGAGGCGCUCGCCGCCUUUAUAGAGGCCGGCGGACUGGAACUUUCUGUAGAGAAACUAACCACAUGCCAUCAGUCAGGGCCAAACAACAGCCAGGGUCUAGUGUCGUCCCUGAUGAACCACCUGAAGAUGCCGCCGCAGAUCAUCAACAUGUCGACAGCAGCCGGCGCCAAGAAGACCCAGCCGCCAAUCACCGACACCGCCAACGGACUCAUCAAUAUUGCCCCACUGUGCACUGUGUCGUGCGACAACCCGACGGCGCAGGCGGCGGACGUGCUGCUGGACGGCGGCGGCGUGUCGGCGGGCGUGUGCGCGGCGCGGCGCGUGCGGGCGGCCGCCUGGUCCUACCACUUCUUCAGCGCGGACGACGCCUCGCUCGCACUCACCAUCACGCUGCCCUACGCCGCGCAGCUGCACGAGGUGCAUCUGCAGCCGCACCUCACCAGCCUCGCCACGUGUCCGGGUGCGGUGGGCAUAGAGGCGUCGUGCGGGGGCCCGCUGGUGGCGCUGGGCCCGCCGCAGAUGACGGCCGGCAUGACGUUCAUCCGGCUGGUGCUGGCGCGGCCAGCCGUCGCCUCCACCGUGCAGCUGCGGCUGUACAAGCCGCGCGACAGCUCCUACAUGGGCCUGCUGCAGCUGCGCGUCAUCGUCGCCCCAGCAUUCGCCGCGCCCACUAUGUUCGCACCCAACGGAUUCAGCAACAACUGGGUGUGCGUGGUGGCGGCGUGCACGCGCGCUCAGUUAGAGUCGGCGCGGUGGGCGCGCGUGGGCAGCCCGGCGGCGGUGCGCGCGCUGUGCGCCGCCGUGCUCGCCACCCGCGGCAGCAGCCCGCAGCUGCACGCGCACGCCUCGCUCGCCGCGCACACCGCGCUGCUAGCCGCCGCGCGCGCCUGCCCCGAACUGCGCGCGCCGCUGCUCAACGCCCUACUAGCUACAGACGAACACGCAUACGCACACUCGUUCCAGAUGUGCGGGGCCUUGAGCGCGGGCGCGGGCGCAAGCGUGACGGCGGUUUGCUGGGCGGCGCGCCAGCUGUGCCGCCGCUGCCCCGAGGGCACCGCCGCCGCCUUCGUGCGCUGGCUGGCCGAGGUGGCGCAACGGCCGCGCCGCACGCCCUCCGCCGCACUGCUUCACACAUUCGCAUCGGUGUUGUGGUCCCUGAAAGAGGAACGUCUGCUGGACGAUCUGGAUGAGCUGAUAACGGACGAGCUGUUCGACCUGGUGUUCGUGUGGGUGCAGGAGGUCGACGAACUUAGCUUCCUCAAGAAAGCACUCGAUGCCAUCGUAUGCUCAAUGUGCUACAUAAGACCGGAUCUCUUCAAGAAACUAAUGGAACAUAUUGGAGUUCCUGUAGACAAUGACGAGAGUAUGGAAGGUUUGACGGACGACCGCAAGGUGCACCGGCCGGCGCGCGCUGGCGGCGCGAGCGGGGCGGCGGAGGGCGCGGCGGCGUGCGGCGCGGCGGCGGCGGCGGUGCGGCUGAGCCGGCGCGAGCUGCGCACGCUGGCCGCGGCCGCGCUCUCCCCUGCGGCUACACUCAUGAUGCUGCAGUCGCCGCUGCCGCACGCUCUCGUGCGCUGCGUUACUGAAUACAGUGAAGCUAAAUUACAACAAAUUAAGGAACAAUUAAGUACUCAAGAAGACGUAUACAUGAAAGAUGCCGAAAUUGAACCGAACCAAACCGUAACAACGCCGUCUAUGCAACACAUCUGCGACAUCGUGGAGUGGGCGCGGCUGAUGUGCGUUGACUGCCGCUUCAAGGAAUGGCUGGGCGCGGCCGGCUGCGCCUUCUGGCGGCCCCUGCUCUGCAUGCUCUGCUAUCCGCGCCCAAGAGCCUCUUCAUGGCAGGAGAGCUCAGAGUACGCUAAUCUGGAGGAGCAUACGAUAAGGCUGUUCGCAGAACUCACCUUGUGCCAUGCAGCCAAUCAGAAACUCUUCGCUUCCACAUUACAUAAUAUUCUGGAAUCAAUUCAAAAUACAAUCGGUCCGGAGGGUCUGUCCGGGUUCACGCGGUCGCUGAUCCUGCGGCUGGUGCUGUCGCUCGGCCUCGUGCGCCUGCUGCUCGCCUGCCUCGCCGUCUUCACACACCACAAACCCGCCUCCAAUGAUAAUAGCCAGGCAUCAAAUGGGUCUGGCAAGCCGGAGGAGAAGAGUCAGCUGUACUGGGCGAAAGGCACGGGCUUCGGCACCGGCUCCACGCAGCAGUCGUGGAACGUGGAGCAGGCGCUGGUGCGACAGCGCGUCGAGGAGGAGCAUGUCACUGUUUUGCUCGAGGUGCUGUCGGCGUACAUGAACCCUGGGGAGCGGUGGCCGCCGGAGGAGGGCGCGCCGCAGCCCGCUCCGGAGGGCGAGGAGCGCGACCACCACCUGCCGCACGAGUUCGUCGACCUCAUCGCCAACAGCUCCCUGUUGCCCGCCAUCUGCUCCUACCUCAGGAACGACUCAGUGCUGGACAUGUCGCGGCACAUCCCACUGUACGUGUGCGUGCUGCGGUGCGCGCGCGCGCUGCACGCCCUGCGCUGCCGGCGGCUGCGGGCCGUGCCGCAGCUGCUGGCGCUCAUGAGCCGCACCACCAACUCCUACGCCAGCAAACUCAGAAUGAGCAAAAAGAAUAUAUUCGGUAAAAUGACGUACAGCCAAAGAUUUAACACGGCAAGCAACUGCGAGCUGUCGGAGGAGGACGAGGGCCUCGCCGCACUCAUUGCCGACAUACAGGCGACGUCUGCGCUGAUGUGUCGGUCGGAGGGCGAGGCGGAGGCGGGCGGGGUGCCGCGGCCGCUAGGCGGGGUGUCGCGCGAGGCUCGCUACAUCAACCUCAUGCGCACCAUGCAGUUCGAGACGUUCGAGAUGCUGGCCGAGUGCUCGGAGAACGGGUACCGGUUCACGGUGCCGUACCACUUCGAGGGCACGGUUGUCAUAGACCCGUAG
Papilio polytes (common Mormon) is the source of this 10460-nucleotide messenger RNA. It is a transcript of the gene Bruce, whose product is annotated as baculoviral IAP repeat-containing protein 6. Gene Ontology annotation, molecular function: protein binding; ubiquitin-protein transferase activity. The record is from RefSeq and is a predicted model, not a curated record. Gene Ontology annotation, biological process: apoptotic process; regulation of cytokinesis. NCBI's taxonomy places the organism in Eukaryota, Metazoa, Arthropoda, Insecta, Lepidoptera, Papilionidae.